CAUAGUGAGACCCUGACUCAACAACAAAAAAAAGUGAGUCAAAGAAAAUUGGUGUCCUGAAAUGUGUCCUGCACAAAACUGGUUUCCUAGAAUGUUAAUAACUGUUCCAAAAUGAAUAAAUAAAAUUUUAUAAGCAAUAUGUUUUGGGAAUGCAGAGUUGAAUGAGAAUAAAAUAGGUUUCUUUUAAAGUUUAAUAUCAAUGUACCUAGUGAAUCUUCAAGUACAAAGUAGACAAACCUGACUGACUAGGGGUGGCUAGGAUGCUGUUGGUUCCACAGGACAAGUUGAGAGAAGAAUCUGGGUGCAGUGUUAGUCUGUCUUUGACAUCUAAUGCUUGCUAACUCCUGCUUUAAACCUGCUGGCUCACUGUUAUUAUCAAUUAAUCCACUUUGGUUCUCCGACCUGGGGGGCUUAGUAGUCACCUUGUUCAGUGUUUCCCAAACCUGGGUCAUUCCAGAACCCCCUUCAUGAUUCUUGACCUAAAAAUGCUACUUGUACUGUUCUUUGCUUAACAUUUAUCUUUAAAUGAACCUAUCUUUUUUCUUAAAUCAGUUUAAAACCCAACUUCAUUGUACUACUCUAUAUGGAAAGUCUCACUUGCCAUAAAAAAGAAGCUAGCCAUAAAAAUAAAAGCAAUGAAAAUGAAACAACGUUGUUAAAUCCUGCCUAGUUUCUGUUGCCUGAACAAGGCCCUGACCUGAGAUUCGCUUUCUGGCUCUUUUUUAAAAAUGGAGACGAAGUGUUAAGAGAAGUGUUUUUCCAAAACCAAAUUGAGAGCAUCUCAAUUUGUAGUCAGAUUAAAGAACCUGAAUGAAGGAGGAAUCACCUCCUUUCUCUGAUGCAGUGUUACUCUAGAAUGUGCCACCUAAAAACCUCAGGUGCCAACACUUGUGCAGGUCCCAGUUCUUGACUAAAUACCAACCAGAGACAAAGUGGACUCAGAGUGGGACUGCCUUGUCUGAGGGAGGGAGCAGUGACCUGGGAUUAGAGCCUGAGUUCAUUAUACUUUUCUCAGUGAUCACAAUUGGGACUAUCUAAAGACAUGUUUUCUGGGUAAACUUUGGCAGAGUCUGGCCAGGGAUGUGGGGGCCAGUUGUCCAGAGUGAAACACAACUCCAAGUUGGUCCUCAACAUUGGCUCAGAGGCCUGGAGAUCGCCUGGGUUUCAGCUCACGCCUGGUUUUCCAGAGGGGCUGUCAGAAGAACUGACUGCCCUACAGGAAGGGAGUGUCCCAGAGGGGUAAAAGGGCAGCAGCCAGGCACUGAAGCUCGUCUCUGUCUUUCUUUCCCUGUGCUGCCUUGGGCCUGGGUCAUUUCAGACAAGCCUCAGCUCUACACCCUCGCCGUGAUGGGCCCAGGGCCAGAUCACCAGCCAGCCCACAUCUCUCGCCGCUACUCGGACUUUGAACGGUUGCACCGUAACCUGCAGCGGCAGUUCCGGGGUACCAUGGCUGCCAUCUCCUUCCCACGUAAGCGCCUGCGCCGGAAUUUUACUGCAGAGACCAUUGCCCGCCGUAGCCGGGCCUUUGAGCAGUAUUUGGGCCACCUACAUGCGGUACCUGAGCUGCGCCAUGCCUCAGACCUACAGGACUUCUUCGUGCUGCCAGAGCUGCGGCGGGCACAGAGCCUCACCUGUACUGGCCUCUAUCGUGAGGCUCUGGCGCUCUGGGCCAAUGCCUGGCAACUGCAGGCCCAGCUGGGCACCCCCUCUGGCCCAGACCGUCCCCUACUGACCCUGGCUGGGCUGGCAGUGUGCCACCAGGAGCUGGAAGACCCUGCAGAGGCCCGGGCAUGCUGUGAGAGGGCCCUACAGCUGCUGGGGGACAAACGCCUCCACCCUCUGCUGGCACCCUUUCUGGAGGCCCACGUUCGGCUCUCUUGGCGCCUGGGCCUGGACAAACGCCAAACAGAGGCCCGACUUCAGGCCCUGCAGGAGGCGGGCCUUACCCCCACACCACCCCCGAGUCUCAAAGAAUUGCUUAUCAAGGAGGUGCUGGAUUAACCCUUGCCUCAAAUUAUGGCCACUAUAGGGGGAGGGGCUGCCCCAGGAUGGGGGGUAAGGCCCUGUUAGGACAUAGAGAGCCGCUGGUAGGCUGUAGGGCAGUGGUUCUCAACCUUCCUAAUGCCGUGGCCCUUUAAUACAGUUCCUGUGGGUUGCUGCUGUAGGGGGUCCUGGGAGCCUCUAGAAGUUUCACAAAGCGAAUAUGCAGCAGAUUAAGGAGACUAACUUCUGUUGAGCUGGGCUCAGGCACACUAUGGCUGGGGUUGCCCUGGGGUGGCGCAGGGGAGAAGUCUGACACAGUCUGACACAGCCUCUCCAGCUGAUAAACAGGGUCAGUGUUACCUUGUCCAUGGGCCUACAAGCCAGUGAGGCAGCCUGGCUGAGGGGCUGAGGACUCUGCCCAUGGAGUCCUGGAGUUGAAGAAUGAAAGGAGGGCUGCCGCUCUAGCCCAGUGGAAGUAAGGCCAGCCACUCCAGUGGUAUCAGUCUCUUUAUUGGAUUUGAGGGCCAGAGGACUGUCCUUCUGCCUUAGAAGUGGUGGUAGAAGUGAGGUACUUGAAGCUCCAGGUCAUCUGGUACCUCUGGUUAUAACUUGCUUUCUGAGACCCGGGGCCUUACUCGGAUCACACCUUCCUGGGCACAGGACACAGCCAGGACUCCGUCCCGACGCCACAGCCGCCCAUGGACCAGCCCCCGAGAGCCACCUGUGGGUGAGGGGAUGGGUGAGAAUGACCUUCUCUCUGCUUCAGCACAGACAAACAUGGUUCUUGAAGAGCAUGGCCCAGGGGAGGGCUGUCCCACACAAGGGCACACCCAGUGCUCCAAUUCUCUAAGUGCCGCUUUCUGAGCCUGUGUUACAGACAGUUGUUGGGUGACUCCUCCUAUGGGAAGCCACUUGACAGUUUAAAAGCACUUUCAUGUAUAGGCUGGCUUCCUCAAAAAAAGCAGAGGGAGGAACUGGGAGAAUAGUCUCCUUACAUAGCUUGGCCAAGAUCUGCCAUACCUCUGGCCACUUCUGUUCCCUUUACAAUAAAUGAAGCCAAGCCCUC
Messenger RNA from Otolemur garnettii (small-eared galago), 3049 nucleotides. RefSeq names its product sorting nexin family member 21 (gene SNX21). The transcript has 2 exons. Gene Ontology annotation, cellular component: early endosome membrane. NCBI's taxonomy places the organism in Eukaryota, Metazoa, Chordata, Mammalia, Primates, Galagidae. Gene Ontology annotation, molecular function: protein binding; phosphatidylinositol phosphate binding. Gene Ontology annotation, biological process: protein transport. The coding region runs from base 1081 to 2001 and encodes 306 amino acids. The record is from RefSeq and is a predicted model, not a curated record.